UUCUCUGACACACACUCUCUCCCUCAGCACUUUCUUUCACUAACACACUUAAACACACAUGCCUCUCAUGUGUUCUCUCACCUUCCCUCCCCCUGCCUUUCACACACUAGCUGUGUGAACUCGGACAACUUAUAGUAUAUUAUUCUAUUCUAUUACAACCUUUCUGAAGCUGUCCCACAAACUUUCUCAUAUACACAUUUUCCUUCUCCCCAUCCCCCACUGUCCUCUCAACUCUUCCACGUUUCAGUUUUUUAAAUCGAUCUUUGGCUUUCACAUCACCUUCACCUCCAUACGUUUCCCUCUUUUAUAACCUCAGUUUCCCUUGUAACAAAGACCAGGCAGUUUAGGAAAACUAGAACAUUAGAGGAAUGGACAUGGUUUUUUUUACCCUCGUAGUCCCGCAUCUCCGAAGAAAGGAGGGAGGUGCCUCUUCUUCGAGGGACUGAGUUUGGCCGCCAACCUUCUUCUCGUCGCCACCAACCUCACCUCUGCUCUUGUCCACCCUCCGGAGACUCAACAGCUGCGUGCAGCCUCCUGAUGGGAGCCGGCGGCCUGGGAUCGGGGGACCCCCUUCAUCUCCACCACUCACUUCCAGCUGGGACCCAGGACCCCCAGACGUCGUCCAACAUCUCCCUGUGCCCCGUCUUGGAGUACAUGAGUAACGUCACGAGCCACACCUACUCCAACAGGCGCUACAUUGACUACGCGUCCGUGACCCUGCACGGGCUGGUCUCUCUGCUGGGCAUGGUGGAGAACGCCGUCAUCCUCUUCGUGGUUGGCUGUCGCAUGCAUCAGACGGUGGUCACCACCUGGGUGCUGCACCUGGCACUGUCGGACCUGCUGGCCACCGCCAGCCUGCCCUUCUUCACUUACUUCCUGGCCGUGGGCCACACGUGGAAGCUGGGCACCACCUUCUGCAAGCUGCACUCCUCCAUCUUCUUCCUGAACAUGUUUGCUAGUGGCUUCCUGCUCAGUGCCAUCAGCCUGGAUCGCUGUCUGCAGGUGGUGAAGCCCGUCUGGGCCCAGAACCGCCGCACGGUGGCCGCGGCCCGCAAGGUCUGCCUGGUGCUCUGGGGCCUGGCCCUACUCAACACCAUCCCCUACUUCCUAUUCCGUGACACCAUCACACGGCAGGACAGCCGAAUUAUGUGCUACUACAACGUCCUGCUCCAUAACCCUGGGACAGACAGGGAUGCCACCUGCAGUCGCCGCCAAAUGGCCCUAGCGGUCAGCAAGUUCCUGCUGGCUUUCGCCAUCCCCCUGGGCAUCAUCGGCGCCUGCUACGUGGCCGUGAGCCUGCAGGUGCGCCACCGCUGCCGCCAUCACCCCAGCCGCUUUGUACGCCUGGUGAUGGCGGUCAUUGCCGCCUUUGUCCUCUGCUGGCUGCCCUACCACGUCUUCAGUCUGCUGGAGGUCCAGGCCCACCAUGACCCCAGUCUGCGCCCGCUGGUGCUGCUGGCCCUGCCCUUUGCGACCAGCCUGGCCUUCAUCAACAGCGUGGUCAAUCCCUUCCUCUAUGUGCUGACCUGCCCAGACGUGCUCGAGAAGCUGCGUCACUCCCUGCGCUGCGUGCUCGAGAACGUGCUGGUGGAGGACGAUGAGUUUGGCUGCAGCAGCAGCCGCAGGCACCGGAGCUCCCGGGCGGCCUCCUCGUCCAGAUCCUCCUCCACGUCCAGCUCCCCGGGCUUCCGGAGCCGCUGGCUCACCUGGGUGGGGGCCAGGACGGCUGGACAGCCAGGGCGGGCUCCAGCCCCAGCUGAGCUGCAGGAGGAGGUUUCCUUGAAAUGAGGCUGCCAGCUGGGAUGGGGGGCAUGCCUCCUCUUCCAAAUAUGACAUCCCACCAUUCUACAGGCCACCCACUGCCCAUUCCCCGUCUCUUGUAGCACACCAAUCCCUCUGGGAAGGGUCAUUCAUUAAGCCACAGGAUCAAACAUAUACAAAUGGAGGUGGCCUUGGACGUCAGCUAAAUCCACAGCCAUUGUUUUAGAGAUAACUCAGAUCAACCCCAUUUUAGAGAUGGGGAAACUGAGGUCCAAAGAGAUGAAUAAGCUUGCUCAGGGGUGCAGGUUGGUAACCAGAGGUAGAAUGUGAAGUUAUCUUCUGAUUCUAAAUCACUUCACCAAAUCAUUGACAUUUGAAAGGUAAUGAAUUUAUUGGAUCAAUUUCUCCAGGAAUGGGCACAUCCUCAGGUUACAGGGCAACCCAAAACAUGGACUCACGACCUCAGUGGCUCUCAGGGAUAGCUUCUCCCCCUCCCCCCCCAGAUCUUCCCAAAGGACCACCAAGGGGCCCUUCCCUCCCAUCCACAUCCUCUGCAACGUCUCAAGCUGGGGGGAAGAAGGAACCCAUAUUUGUUGUUUCUCCCUGGGCUGGCCCAUGGGCUCGUGAGUCUUGAGGGCAGGGGG
Phascolarctos cinereus (koala) is the source of this 2405-nucleotide messenger RNA. RefSeq names its product prostaglandin D2 receptor 2 (gene PTGDR2). The record is from RefSeq and is a predicted model, not a curated record. Gene Ontology annotation, molecular function: G protein-coupled receptor activity; complement receptor activity. Gene Ontology annotation, cellular component: plasma membrane. Gene Ontology annotation, biological process: positive regulation of cytosolic calcium ion concentration; complement receptor mediated signaling pathway; inflammatory response. Lineage: Eukaryota; Metazoa; Chordata; Mammalia; Diprotodontia; Phascolarctidae.